AGUGUGUGUCGGUGUGCCAGUCAGCCAGAGCAUCGGGCCCCAUCUGCACGCCUCUCUCUCUCUGUGUGUCUCUCUGUCUCUCUCUCUCUCUCUGUCUCCCUUUAUCCUCUCUCGACCCCCGCCCGCUCACUCCCAGUGUCCGCGAGGAGACUAUCUGCGGCAGCAGCAGCAGCACUCUCACUUUCACUACACCGGGUGGGGGAAUGUACUGACACUAUACGGACCAGACCGGGAGCGCAUCACCAUCUCCAUCACCUCCAUCACCGCGUCCCCCUGCUUGUUUGCGGGGCUUUCCCCCGCCCCCGGAGGUGCAAACGGGUUUUUGGAAUCUCAGCAUCGCUCGCACUUCGUUUGUGGAUUAUUGUUUUCUUCCUGAUCGACGGAAAGAGUGAAAUGGAGGAGUCCAGCUCUCAGAAGUUGGUGUGGGAUGGGGACGCCAAAGCGGUCCAGCAGUGUCUCACGGAUAUUUUCACAAGCGUCUACACGACGUGUGACAUCCCGGAAAACGCCAUAUUCGGGCCUUGUGUGUUGAGCCACACGUCGCUGUACGACAGCAUCGCCUUCAUCGCUCUGAAGUCCACCGACAAACGCACAGCACCUUAUAUCUUCAGGGUGGACACCUCAGCGGCCAACAGCACUUCAGAGGGCUUGAUGUGGCUGCGGUUGGUCCAGUCGGCCCGGGACAAGGAGGAGCAGAACCUGGAGGCCUACGUGAAGAACGGCCAGCUGCUGUACCGCUCGCUCCGCCGGAUCGAGAAGGACGAGGAGCUGCUGGUCUGGUACGGCAAAGACCUCAUCGACCUGCUGCUGCUCAGCUCCAGCAGAGCACCCACCAAGAGCAAAGGUUCGUCUCACUACUCAUGUCCAGACUGCAGCCAGCGGUUCCAGUUUGAGUUUCCGUUCUUGGCCCAUCUCCGGUUCCGUUGCACCAAAAGAUUGCAGAGCAUCACAGGUGUCGACGAGGAGCCGAGCAAAGACAGCACCACCGAGCAACCAAAAACAACCCCGACCAGGACCAGUCCAAAGCUUGGCCGUUCCGAGGGCUUCAGCAGCCCUCAGGAUAGCAACAAACCCUCCACAGACUUUCAUAACCUGGCCAGGGAUCUAGAGAACAACCGGACCAGCCCGCCCAGCGACAAGGAGGCCGAGAUCUGCAGCGAGAGCUCGGGGAAGAGGAAGUUCUCGGAAAUAGAGGACAGGGAGCGCCGAGGGCCCAGUCUUCCACAAUCCAAGUCUAAAGACGAGCUAGCAACGUCUGCACAGAACUACAGAGGGGCGUACGGCCUGGAGGAGAACCACAAGGCCUUCUCCCCGCCGGGCUCCACAGAACUUGGUCAGGGCAAGCGCAGCGCAUUCACCGAGGUCAAGAAGUCUUCCCAGAACCUCAAACACCACAGCGGCAACAAAAACCUCCAGAGCUCCAACUCUGAAAACAAAGAUGGCGGUCGUCCAAGCAGCAAUCCAUCAGAGAAGCACCUCAACAUCAGGCAAGUGCUGACGGAGACCCAGCCACCCCAAACCUCACCCAUGGGCAGCGCUUUCACUUCAGUUACCCAGCAAGGCGGCGGCAGCGGUGGAGAGAGGAAGAGCGCCUUCAGCCAGCCGUCUCGCUCCUCUUUCGCCCAGAUCUCACCGCUGGUGAUGCCGGCCAAGCUGCUGGACUGCCACCCAGCGGUGGGCGACACCAUCUCCUCCAACAGACUCUACCAGGCCGACCACCUUGCCGCCAAACUGCAGGGCGCAGAACUGGGCGCCAAUUGCCCCGUGCCAGGCGGCAUGGCCAAACAGAACCCCUUUGUCUACGCCACUACCUUCUGGCCCAAGAACUCUGGGGCUAUUCAGCUUCAGAUGCCCUCGGCGCUCACCCUCCUGCCGCCCUCCUUCACCUCCCUCUGCCUGCCGGCGCAGAACUGGUGCGCCAAAUGUAACGCCUCCUUCCGCAUGACCUCAGACUUGGUUUACCACAUGCGAUCCCACCACAAAAAGGAGUACGCCAUGGAGCCACUGGUCAAGCGGCGGCGCGAGGAGAAACUCAAGUGCCCCAUUUGCAACGAGUCCUUUCGGGAGCGGCAUCACCUGUCACGUCAUAUGACCUCCCACAACUGACUUUUAAAGACUAACAAGGGAGGGACUGUUUUCUAUCACGGAGGGUCUGUGACCCUGCCUGGAUUUAAGCAGUCCGACUGGAGAAAGGCCACCUAAAAAUACAGAAACACCCCUUGCACUUGUUUUCACUUUGGACUAUGAUCUUCUAAUUCCUGUUGGGUCUGUUUACUUUUCUCCCCUGUACAAAAUGUCAUGUCUUGGGUGUAUGCAAAAGCAUUUUGACUUCAGAAAUUGAUCUAUGUGUGAAGCACUUAAACGUUUGAGAAUAAGGGAAGAUUUAAAUAUGUGUAAAUGUACAGUAAGUUGUAUUUUAUAUCAUAUAAAUGCAAAUAUAGAGAAGAAAUACAAAUGUAGUCACAAGUGAUGGUUUACAACGCAGCAAGUUUUAUUCAUGUCUACAAUGAAUAUGGACACACAUUGGGAUAUUAUGUCAGACUAUAUUUCAGAGUGCAUGUAAUAUUAAAUGAUAUUAAUUUCAGAUGCAGUCUAUACAUUGCGAUGUAAAUAAUUUGUUUUAUUUGAAAUACAAAAGUGUAAUAUUUUGUGUCAGUGGGGAAUAGUUUACGUGUGUUUCUUCCUUUUGCGGAAAUUUACUACUUGAUAGUUUAUCUAAUCACGUUGAAUGCAUUGACAAUAAAAUAGCUUUAUUUUCAACUGUG
Molecule: messenger RNA, 2765 nt
Organism: Etheostoma cragini (Arkansas darter)
Lineage: Eukaryota; Metazoa; Chordata; Actinopteri; Perciformes; Percidae
Gene: prdm8b
Product: PR domain containing 8b
Exons: 4
Coding region: 394-2106 (570 amino acids)
Biological process (GO): regulation of DNA-templated transcription
Cellular component (GO): nucleus
Molecular function (GO): protein binding
Source: RefSeq, a predicted model, not a curated record